AUGGAAGAGGGCCCUGAGGCUCGUGAAGAGACGAUGGGCUUGGAAGAGGAGGAGGACAAAGCCACAGUGGGCAUGGGCGAGCCGCUGGUCUGGAGCGGGGCUGGCCAGACCACAGAGCGGGAUCUGCUUGGCACAGCAAGUAAGACAACCUAUUCAAAAGGCAGUCUGAGCGCUCCACCUGACAGAACUCAGCUCAUCUGCUGCACAGACGACCUUGAUGAAGACACCUUCAAAAUUUGCAAAGAGUUUUUGAGACCUUUCAAAAAAUCACUUCGGAAGCUGUACUUGCCCCAGCACAUCACCAAAGUGAAAAAGUUGAAGUACACUAAGGAGAGCUUGACCUUACUCGGGGACCACAUCAACAUGUUUCUUCAGCAGCACUGCAAACCCUCGGAAGUCAAGCACUGGAAGAAGAUGCUGUGGAGAUAUGUCUCUCUCUUCUCGGAGAUGGAUGCGAGACAACUACACAGACUGUAUAAAUAUGCCAAGAACAACCAAAUGGAUAAGUUUCUGCGAUUAUACUGUCAUUCAGAAAACCCAGAUUCAGCUCCAGUACCUGAAGAAAAGCUGAGGAAGCUUUACGAUGUGUGGGGACUCCAUAGGGGUGCGAACGACGCGCAGGGACACCCUGCUCAAGGAGACAGCCGCCACAAACGCUCCUGCAAAGCAGUGCCCAGCAGCAGGACCGAUGCCUGA
Messenger RNA from Rhea pennata, 696 nucleotides. RefSeq names its product CHD1 helical C-terminal domain containing 1 (gene CHCT1). Lineage: Eukaryota; Metazoa; Chordata; Aves; Rheiformes; Rheidae. The coding region runs from base 1 to 696 and encodes 231 amino acids. The record is from RefSeq and is a predicted model, not a curated record. The transcript has 5 exons.